AGUAAAUCCCAGUGGGAUCCGGAGUGACGUCUACACACAAGCCACUCGAGUUAGCCCUGUUGACCAGCCCUUCUCUCCCUCACGUUUUAUAGGAGCAUGUUUCUGCCUCGGAGUAUUAAAAGAAAGGAGCCGAGCUUGGCUGAGUACACAACUUCCAUUGCCAGGCGGAGAAAAGAGCAGAACGGCUCUUCCCUCUCCCGACGUUGUCUGCUGGGACUUUCAGCACCAAGGACAGCGGAGCGGCUCCUUCGCCUUCUACCAUUGGGGACUCCUGAAAACUUGCCUGCUCUCCACAUCCAAGGACCUACCGCACGGAAGAGGCAACCCCUGAUUUUUGAGCUGAAGUUAUGGAGCACAGAACCAUCUUCCACCUUAUGGUGACCCUCACCUUAUUCAGCGUUUUCUACCUCCGGGCACUUGCAUUGCCACCUUUAGGCUCUUAUUCUAACAGCAGACUAGGGAACAGAUUGCCGUAUGAAGGAGCAAAUGAACCAGACCAGACACAGGUGUCUUUAAAACAAGACAUGGAAAUGUUGCAGAAUACACUACCAGACAAUGACAAGUUUUUUCUGGACAUGACCCAGGGUGUUGGCAGGACAUCUAGGCAUGCUGAUGGACUCUUUACAAGUGGUUACAGCAAACUUUUGGGUCAGCUUUCUGCUAGACGAUACUUAGAAUCUCUAAUUGGCAAAAGAGUCAGCAAUAGUGUUGUGGAAGAUCCAGCUCCAGUAAAACGUCACUCAGAUGCAGUCUUUACUGAUAACUACAGCCGCUUUCGGAAGCAGAUGGCAGUAAAGAAGUACUUAAACUCAGUUCUUACUGGAAAGAGAAGUCAAGAAGACAUUAACCCUGCAAGUCUUCGAGAAGAUAAUGAUCUAAGUCAAGCACCAUUCUCAGAAAACUACGAUGAUGCCACCAUGGAUGAACUCUUAAACCAUCUGCCAUUGAAUCUUUGAGGAAGACCAUUUGGUUGUUUUAUCAGAAGAACAAGUUUACUAUAUUUUUGAGUUUCACAUAGUAUUUCAAGAAGAUAACUUCUGUAUUCAAACCAAAACAAAUAUGUUGUGAGGUGAAAAUUGUGGCAAAUAUGUUUCUUAUAAUAAAAAAGUUGAUGUUUACACUGUAAAUAUUACCUUAGAGAUCUCUAUUUAGAGCUGUAAAUAGAUAUGCAAGAACUCAUGGAAAACCUGUUAUUUCAUAUGCUUUUAAACCUUUAUUUCAAUAAACGCAUUUAAAAGACGAA
This is a messenger RNA of Rana temporaria (common frog), 1243 nucleotides long. It is a transcript of the gene VIP, whose product is annotated as vasoactive intestinal peptide. Gene Ontology annotation, molecular function: peptide hormone receptor binding; neuropeptide hormone activity. The coding region runs from base 348 to 956 and encodes 202 amino acids. Lineage: Eukaryota; Metazoa; Chordata; Amphibia; Anura; Ranidae. Gene Ontology annotation, cellular component: extracellular region; perikaryon; neuron projection. The record is from RefSeq and is a predicted model, not a curated record. Gene Ontology annotation, biological process: positive regulation of epinephrine secretion; negative regulation of smooth muscle cell proliferation; negative regulation of potassium ion transport. The transcript is spliced from 7 exons.